Molecule: messenger RNA, 1493 nt
Organism: Branchiostoma floridae (Florida lancelet)
Lineage: Eukaryota; Metazoa; Chordata; Leptocardii; Amphioxiformes; Branchiostomatidae
Product: lactadherin-like
Exons: 5
Coding region: 10-891 (293 amino acids)
Source: RefSeq, a predicted model, not a curated record
AUAGAGGCGAUGCAUACCGAAUUCAAGACUAUGCGAAGUUCAGUCAGUCACCUGGCGGAGUUGAAGGCCUUUGAAAAGCGGAUUGCUGCCAUGGAGGCCCGUCAGGACGCUGCCAUGGAAAAUUUGUCCUCCCGUCUAAACGACACGGCCGCUGCCAUGGAAGUUCUCCAGGGCGCUGCCGUGCAAAAUUUGUCCUUCCGUCUUGACCAGACCGCCGCUGCCAUGGAAGUUCGCCAGGACGCCGCCGCGGAAAAUUUGUCCUCCCGUCUGAACCACACGGCCGCCCGACAAGCUGCCAUCGAGGCCCGCCAGGACGCCGUCAUGGCAAAUUUCUCCUCCAGUCUAAACGAGACGGCCGCUGUCAUGGAGACCUGCCUGGCCGCCAUUGAAAAUUUGUCCUCCCGCCUAAACGACACCGUCACCGAUUUCUGCCGGACUAGGCGCAUGGGCAUGUCAACCGGCGAUAUUCCGGACAGCAGCUUCACCGCAUCGUCCUACUACGAUCACCGGUUCGUGCCUGCAAACGCCAGGUUUGGUAUCAUUAGGAGCUGGAUACCGAGAACAGUGACUGCGGAAGUGGAGUGGCUAAAGAUAGACCUGGGCCAGGAGACUCUGGUGUACGGCGUCAUCACCCAGGGCCGCCCGGACUACAGCCAGUGGACGCAGAGCUACAGACUCUCAUUCAGCAUGGACGGGGAGACCUGGACCACGUACGCCGACACAGACGGCUCCGACAAGGUGUUCCAAGGGAACUAUGACCGGAGCUCACCGGUGUACAACUUCCUGGACUCUCCUCUCACCACGCGGCAUGUCCAGUUCCAUCCCCGAACCUACACUUCGCGCCCAGCCGUGAGGAUGGAGGUCCUGGGAUGUCCCACGGAGCUACUGUGAGCAUUGUCGGCCAUGGUGGAUUAGUGAAACGAUAUAAAGUAUUUUGUGAUUAUCAUUUCUUUACACAUAAGUUUGGUACUUCUCCGAAAAAAGGCAUAUAGUUUGGGAACACAAUAAUAAGUUUUAGCAAAUUCCUGCCCAGAAGAAAAUUGCAAGUACUUACAUGUAUUCUAAACACGACAAGAAAUGAAUAUGGAGAACAGUGAAGAUUUACAGCAUGAACGUUUGUCUUAGUAGCAUUGAUAAAUGACAGUCUAAGCUUUACAUGACCAACACUUACCGGCAAUCGGGACAUACCCGAAUGACAGAACGUGUCUUCAUUCAUGAUGACGAUUAGCGUUUGCGUGAUGAUUGUGUAUUUAUUAUGCUGUCAAGCUUUGGCGGAAAGUAAGCUGCCGGUGAAUAAGCUUUAUUCUUAUCAGUUUUGUCUUAACACGUGGUUCAGUUUGUUUACAAGUUUUUACUUUUGAAAUCUGCUCCAUAAUGGCGCACCUUAUUUCAGUCCUGUGCGCUAUACAGACACUCUAAGUUAGGACGAACAAUGGGUGCUGUGUUGCUGUACAAUAGGGGAUGGAUUUUAACAAAAUAAAAUAAUGUUUAUG